AGAGCAAAUCUUUCCUGCAGGGUAUUGUUUAAAAGCCAGAGCACACCAUAUAGCCAAAUAUCUGGUUCUCAUUCAGGACACUGAAUUUUACACACUGUAUGAACUUGGUAGGCUGUUUUCACAUUUUACCUUGGGGAGCCACCAGGUAUUUCAUGAGUUGUCAUAAAUCAGGCAGCAAUGAUGGGUCCAGUCUUUCUCAUGAUUCAUCACUGACAUUAAUUCCCUCUUCUAAAUGGGUGACAAUGAAAUACUUCUUGUAUUUGGCUGCUGCUGCUGGCUUCCUGCCUAUUUUGAUUAUAAGAGCAAAACUAGCUUCAGUUCCAUAUAAUACACUCCUCACUGAAUUGGCAACUGUCCAAGAAGAAAUCCUGACUGUACAUAACACCCUCAGGAGAGGAGUAGUUCCAUUAGCCAGCAACAUGCUGAAGAUGAAUUGGAGUGAAGAAGCUGCACAAAAUGCCAGAGUGUUGUCAAAGCAGUGUGAAUUAAGAGAGAGCAGCUCACUUAAGAGGCGAAUUAUAAAUACUUUUUGUGGAGAAAACAUGCAUAUGACAACUUAUCCUAUCUCAUGGUCAAAUGUAAUUAAAAUCUGGUACAAUGAAUCUGAAUAUUUCAAGUAUGGGGAAUGGACACCAAUGGACAGUGACAUUGAGCAUUAUACUCAGCAUUAUACUCAGGUUGUUUGGGCCACUUCUUAUCUCAUUGGCUGCGGAAUAUCAUCAUGCCCCAAAAGAAAGUUGACUCAGUAUCUCUAUAUUUGUCACUAUUGUCAUGAGGGAAAUGAUCCUGCCAAAAGGAAUGAACCUUAUAACGCAGGAAGUCCAUGUGGAGACUGCCCAAAUGACUGUGAAAAUAAACUUUGUACUAACCCCUGCCUCUACUAUGAUGAAUACAGUAACUGUCAGAUACAAAAACGUAGUUUCGGAUGCAGCCCACAGUCAGUUCAACAAUUCUGCAAAGCUAGUUGUCUCUGUGACAAGAAGAUAAAGUAA
Molecule: messenger RNA, 992 nt
Organism: Canis lupus familiaris (dog)
Lineage: Eukaryota; Metazoa; Chordata; Mammalia; Carnivora; Canidae
Gene: CRISP1
Product: cysteine rich secretory protein 1
Exons: 10
Coding region: 99-992 (297 amino acids)
Biological process (GO): binding of sperm to zona pellucida
Cellular component (GO): extracellular region
Source: RefSeq, a predicted model, not a curated record